AUGCUGCUCCUGGACCAAGUGCCCCGCAACAUCUUCCGUGGGGCACCGCAAGCAUAUGAAACAGACUCAAAGGCUGCCUCUAUUGCGCGAUAUGCUAUUGAGCAAGGAUUGGAUGAUGGCCUUCCCGAUAUACAAAAACGUUGCAUGUAUUCGCCGCUCAAUCACUCUGAGGAUAUAAAGGAUCAAGAGUUAUCAGCGAAGCUGUUUACUCAGUUGAGUGACCCUUAUCAUUUGCACUGGGGAAAGGACUGA
Penicillium malachiteum is the source of this 252-nucleotide messenger RNA. RefSeq lists its product as uncharacterized. The transcript has a single exon. The record is from RefSeq and is a predicted model, not a curated record. Lineage: Eukaryota; Fungi; Ascomycota; Eurotiomycetes; Eurotiales; Aspergillaceae. The coding region runs from base 1 to 252 and encodes 83 amino acids. Gene Ontology annotation, molecular function: protein binding.